UAUCAACUUCGCUCCCUCUGCAUCGCCGCCAUUUCACCAGGUGAAGGACUCAAAUAGCGUCUCAACACUUUCUGCGGUAGUGGCGACACCUCACCGGGACAGCAACACGACGGAGCAUUGUUUUUAAGAUUUAAAAUUAGCGUUUAUCAUUAUCUAGACCUAGCUUGAGUGGUUUAGAGCAGCUUAAUCUGAAAAAGAAGGAAAACGGCGAACAUCUGAAGGCAAAAUGUCGACUGAGGCUUCACCAGAGAAACCAGGCCAAGGAAAUUCAGUGAACGGCAAGUCCAACCAUGAGUCCAGAAAGGAGAGGCCCCAGAAGCGUGGUGGCGGGGGACGAUUUGAACCUUACGGAAACCCCAAUAAAAGAUAUCGUGUGUUUGUCAGCAACAUUCCCUAUGAUGUUAAAUGGCAAACACUAAAAGAUCUCAUGAAGGAGAAAGUGGGUGAGGUAACGUACGUGGAACACUUAAUGGACGGAGAAGGCAAAUCAAGGGGUUGUGCUGUGGUUGAGUUCAGAACUGAAGAACUCAUGAAAAAGGCUGUAGAGAAAGUCAACAAACAUGUCAUGAAUGGCCGUCCUCUCAAGGUCAAAGAGGAUCCAGAUGGAGUGAUUGCCCAGCGUGAAGCUAAUCGGGCUCAUGGGGGUGGUGGUGGUGGCGGCGGACCCCCAGGCAUGGGUGGAGGAAUGGGAGGCGGCAUGGGAGGCGGCAUGGGUGGAGGCAUGGGGAUGGGGAUGGGUCCAGGGCCUGGUGCUCCUCCAAUGGUCAACAUCCCUCCCAGUCUCAUGAACAACCCCAACAUUCCCAAUGAGAUUAUCCAUGGACUCCAGUCUGGAAAAAUUGGAAGCACCAUUUUUGUGGCUAAUCUGGACUACAAGGUUGGCUGGAAGAAGCUCAAAGAGGUGUUUGGAAUGGCUGGAGCGGUUGUGCGUGCUGAUAUCCUGGAGGAUAAGGACGGAAAAAGCAGAGGCAUGGGAACGGUUACGUUUGAAAUGCCCAUUGAGGCCGUUCAAGCAGUCUCCAUGUUCAAUGGACAGCUCCUCUUCAACAGGGUCAUGCACGUCAAACUGGAUGAGAAAUCCCUUCCCAAAGGUGACUUUGCGCCCCCAGAUCGUCCUCCAGCACUUCCCCGUGGUCUGAGCGGUGUCGGCCUUGGUCUGGGACCCGGCGGUCAACCCAUUGAUGCUACCCAGCUCAACCGGGGUGGAAUGGGCAACAUGGGCCCAGGAGGAAUGGAUGGAAUGGGCUUUGGUGGCAUGGGUAGAGUGGGAGGGAUUGAUAAUUUUGGAGGAGGUAUGAACAACAUGGAUCGUUUUGGACCCUCUGGAAUGGGAAGAAUGAAUGCAGAUAUGGAUCGUGGAAUUGGUGGUGGCUUUGAUAGAGAAUUUGGUGGCCGUAAUGACAUGGGAAUGUCACGUAGCAACUUUGGAGACUCUUUUGACCGUGGAAUGGGAAACACCAUGGGAAUGGAUCGUAUGAAUUCUGGCAUGGACCGGCUUGGUGGUGGCAUGGACCGCAUGGGAGGACUAGACCGAAUGGGAAUGGAUCGCAUGGACCGCAUGUCUGAUCUGGACAGGUUGGGAACUGGCUUUGACAGAAUGGGUUCAGGGCUUGACCGGCUAGGGCCCAGUAUGGAUCGGCUGGGAUCAGGCCUUGACCGCAUGAGCUCCAGUGUGGACCGCAUGGGCCCUGGUGGGUUUGAUCGCUUGGGCCCGUCCAGCAUGGAUCGUAUGAGUGGCGGAAUGGACUUUGCUUCUCCUAUGGGCAUGGACAGGAUGAAUGCGGGCCUCGACCGAAUGGGUUCAAACUUCGACCGCAUGGGCUCCGGUGGCAUGGACCGCUUUCCCUCCUCGGGCCUUGAUCGCAUGGGUACCAGCAUGGAUCGUAUGGGCUCUGGUGGUGUCGGUGGUCAGUUUGACAGACCUGCUGAUAUGGACCGUGGCAACUUUGGCACUCCUUUCAGUGGGUCUGGACAAGGAGGGCCAGGGGCUGGUGGAGCCAAUGCCAGGAAGGGCUGCCAGAUUUUUGUCAGAAAUCUGCCCUUUGACUUCACCUGGAAGAUGUUGAAGGACACUUUCAAUUCAUGUGGCAUUGUGCAGUAUGCGGACAUAAAGAUGGAGAACGGUAAAUCCAAGGGCUGUGGUGUGGUGCGCUUUGAUAGUCCUGAGACUGCAGAGCGAGCCUGUCGUACUAUGAACGGCUACCGGCUAAAUGGGCGAGAGAUUGACGUCAGGAUUGACAGAAAUGCAUAAUCGUCAUCUUUUGCCUUCCACAAUUGAUUCCCUCCACCCCACUCACUAUGCUUUCCAAAUAAUUUGUCAAGUUACAUAUUUGUAUUUGUGCCGAAUGGUACACUUUUAGUUUUGCUUAUGACUUUUAGAGACCAAAUGUUUUUUUUUCUUUUUUUCCCCACUUUUUAUUGUGAUGCUUUCCAAGAAAUUGCCUUUGUUAAAGGUUUGCUAAUAAAUCUCAACUUUGAGAACCUA
This is a messenger RNA of Megalobrama amblycephala (Wuchang bream), 2485 nucleotides long. RefSeq names its product heterogeneous nuclear ribonucleoprotein M (gene hnrnpm). Gene Ontology annotation, molecular function: mRNA binding. Gene Ontology annotation, biological process: regulation of mRNA stability involved in response to oxidative stress; alternative mRNA splicing, via spliceosome. Lineage: Eukaryota; Metazoa; Chordata; Actinopteri; Cypriniformes; Xenocyprididae. The transcript is spliced from 16 exons. The record is from RefSeq and is a predicted model, not a curated record. Bases 227 to 2251 code for a protein of 674 amino acids. Gene Ontology annotation, cellular component: nucleus; post-mRNA release spliceosomal complex; cytoplasm.